Messenger RNA from Aspergillus sclerotioniger CBS 115572, 524 nucleotides. RefSeq lists its product as uncharacterized. The record is from RefSeq and is a predicted model, not a curated record. The transcript has a single exon. Bases 172 to 441 code for a protein of 89 amino acids. Lineage: Eukaryota; Fungi; Ascomycota; Eurotiomycetes; Eurotiales; Aspergillaceae.
UCGGACAAAAUGGGCAGGAUCUGGUGAUGCUCCGAAGUGAAGUGAAGGGGGUUGGAAUGCUACCAGAAACCGGAAUAAGUAUUAGCUGUUCACGUCUCAUGCAGGCAGGCAGACAGUCAGUCCACCGGCAUUAGUCAAUAGGGGAGAGGGGCACCGGCGCCGUAAUGGCCAAUGCCGAGUCACUCCCCCGCCGAUCCACCUCCGGUCUCCCCGGAAUUAAAGGGAAGAAUCAAGAGUCACUCACCCCGGGAUCAGGAUGCACUCAAAAGCACGGCGGGUCCAGCAGCUUCUGGGAAGCUCGUCGACGCACGAGACAGCAGCAAAAGCUGGGGCCGGAUGGUGACGUCGACUACUGCCCUCGGAGCCCGGCGAUUCUCGCCUCCGCCCGCCUGCCCCUCCCCACUAGCCGUUUCCGGCGACGACAGCGGCCCCGAGCUAUAAGGCUGCCAGGCUGCCAGGCUGCCACUCGAAAUACAUUGAUACAUACAUUCAUUGCACAUUAUACCAUUAGAUUUCGUCACACA